This is a messenger RNA of Acanthopagrus latus (yellowfin seabream), 3278 nucleotides long. It is a transcript of the gene lig1, whose product is annotated as ligase I, DNA, ATP-dependent. The record is from RefSeq and is a predicted model, not a curated record. The transcript has 27 exons. Gene Ontology annotation, cellular component: mitochondrion; nucleus. Lineage: Eukaryota; Metazoa; Chordata; Actinopteri; Spariformes; Sparidae. Gene Ontology annotation, molecular function: DNA binding; DNA ligase (ATP) activity; ATP binding. Gene Ontology annotation, biological process: DNA biosynthetic process; DNA recombination; Okazaki fragment processing involved in mitotic DNA replication. Bases 148 to 3153 code for a protein of 1001 amino acids.
CAGAUGUCAUUUUGGCGCCGAAUAUUCUGAAUAUUGUCAUCGUGCAACGCGGGAGUUGGUGUUGUUGUGUGUGGCUGUUGGACCUGCACUGUCAUUUAACUAAUAGUUUUAAUUCAGCAUUAGGUAGAGGAAGAGUUUGAAGACAACAUGCAGCGGAGCAUCGCAUCCUUCUUCCAGCCCAAGAGCAAGGACAAAGAUACUCAGAAGAAGACUACAGCUGAAGCUGUGAAAAGACCUGCCAAAAGCCCCCUCAAGGUGCAGAACGGUGUCCAGGAAGUUGACUCACCCGUCAAGAAGGUUGCCAAACGCAGCCGUCAGAUCCUGGAUAGCGACGACGACGACGAUGCGCCGGUUGUAAAAGAAGUCGCCACCAAGGGACAAGGAGACAAAGAAGCUGGUAAAACUGAAAAGAAGGAUGAUGUGUUCAAGGCAGUUCCCACCCCUCUGUCUCCUCCACCCGCCCCAGCUACCCCUGUGACCCCCGCCACUCCAGCCACUCCAGCCUCUUCAGCAUCACCCGGGACCCCCAGCACCCCAAACUCCAUCUCCCCCUCAGGGAUUGUUAAACGCAAGACCGCGAGGAAGAUGUUCCCGAAGAGGAAGCUCAAUGAGAGCGGGAGCGGCAGUGAGAGUCAGAAGGAGGAGGCUGAGUCCAGGGAGGAGCGGGGUCAGCAAAACAAGCGGCCCCGUGUGGAGAGCAGUGCCAGCAGCCCAGGGAACCCCGGUGAACCCAUGGAGGAGGGAGCAAAGGAAGAAAGAGUUGAAAAGGCAGUGACCGAGGCUAACAGCUCUGAUGAGGAGGUGGGGAACGGGAAGAAAGAAGAAGGAGAGGAGGAGCGGGUGGAGAGAAAGAGCUCUGAUGAGAAAGAAGAAAAAGCUGAGGGGGCGGUAAAGCAAAAUGAAGCAAAGGAGAAGGCGAAUGAUGAGAAGGAGGUAGUUGAAAAGGACACGCAAGAGGGAGAGGAGAGCCCAAAAAGUCAAAUGGCGAAAAAGCAGAAAGAAGCAAAAGAGCAGAAAGAUAAGGAGCUGCCCAAGAAAGCCCCCAUCAGCACUUUCUUUGCUCCAAGAAAAACUGCAGUAAAAACGGAGAAACCAGAAACGAGUGACGGAGGAGAGAAAAAGACGAGCGCAGAGAGGAAGACUUCAGCGGAAGAGAGCAAAGAUAUGAAAGGUGAGUCAACCUCGGGACAAACGGACUACAAUCCGUCCAGGCCUAACUACCAUCCCGUGGACCACGCUUGCUGGAAGCAGGGCCAAAAAGUGCCGUACUUGGCAGUGGCUCGCACCUUUGAGAAGAUUGAAGAGGACUCUGGCAGGCUGAGAAACAUUGAGACGCUGUCGAACCUGUUUCGCUCCGUGCUGCUGCUCUCUCCAGAUGACCUGCUGUGCUGUGUGUACCUGUGUUUGAACCAGCUGGGUCCAGCCUACCUGGGGAUGGAGCUUGGCAUUGGAGAGACGGUGCUAAUGAAAGCUGUUGCUCAAGCAACUGGGCGACAAUUGGACAAAAUCAAGGCAGAAGCGCAGGAGAAAGGAGAUUUGGGCCUUGUGGCUGAAAGUUCCCGUAGCAACCAGCGCAUGAUGUUCCAACCAGCCAGUCUGACAGCAGGGGGCGUGUUCAGGAAAUUGAAGGAAAUUGCCAGCAUGAGUGGAAACUCGGCCAUGAAUAAGAAAAUCGACAUCAUCAAAGGCCUCUUUGUGGCAUGCCGCUUUUCUGAGGCCCGCUACAUAGUCAGGUCCCUGGCUGGGAAGCUGAGGAUAGGCCUGGCUGAGCAGAGUGUCCUAUCAGCACUAAGCCAGGCUGUGUGCCUGACCCCCCCUGGACAAGUUUUCCCACCUGCUGUGAUCGACGCAGGGAAAGGGAUGAGCGCUGAGAGCAAGCGGGCGUGGAUCGAAGAGAAGAGUCUCAUUCUCAAACAAACUUACUGCGAGAUGCCCAAUUAUGAUGUCCUACUCCCGGUUCUCCUUAAAGAGGGCAUAGACGAGCUACCCAAUCACUGCAAGUUAACUCCAGGCGUACCGCUGAGACCCAUGUUGGCUCACCCCACCAAAGGGGUCGGCGAGGUGAUGAAGAGGUUUGACGAGGCGGCGUUCACCUGCGAGUACAAGUACGAUGGAGAACGUGCACAGAUUCAUAUUCUGGAGAGCGGCGAGGUUCGGAUAUUCAGCCGCAACCAGGAAGACAACACCAGCAAAUACCCCGACAUCAUCUCUCGCAUCCCCAAGGUGAAGAAGGAUUCGGUGGUAUCCUGCGUCCUGGACGCGGAGGCAGUAGCCUGGGAUCGCGAGAAGAAACAGAUCCAACCUUUCCAGGUCCUCACCACCCGUAAGAGAAAGGAUGUGGAUGCCUCAGAGAUCAAAGUCCAAGUGUGUGUCUACGCUUUUGACCUCCUCUAUCUCAAUGGCGAGUCCCUGGUGCGACAGCCGUUGUGUCGGCGUCGGGCUCUGCUGAAAGAAAGCUUCUCAGAGGUGGAGGGGGAGUUUGUGUUCGCCCGAUCCAUCGACUCCGACAACACCGACACCAUUGCAGAGUUCCUGGAGCAGUCUGUCCGAGACUCCUGCGAAGGCCUAAUGGUGAAGACUCUGGAGAAAGAUGCCACCUAUGAAAUUGCCAAGCGCUCUCAUAAUUGGCUGAAGCUGAAGAAGGACUAUCUGGAAGGGGUUGGCGACACAGUGGACCUGUGUGUGAUCGGUGCCUACCUCGGAAAAGGCAAGAGGACGGGCACGUACGGUGGCUUCCUGUUGGCCUGCUACGACGAGGAAAACGAAGAGUUCCAGUCUGUCUGCAAGAUCGGGACAGGCUUCAAGGAUGAAGAUCUGGAGCAGCAUUACAAGUUCUUAAAGGAGCACAUUCUCCAGAAGCCCCGCGCCUACUACCGCUUCGACCAGUCGGCAGAGCCCGACGUUUGGCUGGAUGCCGUGCAGGUUUGGGAGGUGAAGUGCGCCGACCUGUCACUGUCGCCCGUCUACAAGGCUGCCAUGGGACUGGUGGAUCCAGAAAAGGGCAUUUCUCUGAGGUUCCCCCGCUUCCUUCGGAUCAGAGACGACAAGAAGCCCGAGGACGCCACAAGCGGAGCUCAGAUCGCCGAUUUGUACAAGAAGCAGCAGCAGAUCCAGAAUCAGGGAGAGAAAGUUGACCCGGAGGACUACUACUGAUUGUCUGCGGUCGUCGGCUGGGAAUGAUAAAUAAUAGCAAAUUUCAAAAAUAAUUGUAAAUAGCUUCUUUUUCUUUUUGUUUUGUAAUGUUGAAUGAAAAUAAAGACUCUUGCCAGUUUUAAGCA